Messenger RNA from Otolemur garnettii (small-eared galago), 1065 nucleotides. RefSeq names its product fucosyltransferase 2 (gene FUT2). Gene Ontology annotation, molecular function: galactoside 2-alpha-L-fucosyltransferase activity. NCBI's taxonomy places the organism in Eukaryota, Metazoa, Chordata, Mammalia, Primates, Galagidae. Gene Ontology annotation, cellular component: membrane. The record is from RefSeq and is a predicted model, not a curated record. The coding region runs from base 1 to 1065 and encodes 354 amino acids. The transcript is spliced from 2 exons. Gene Ontology annotation, biological process: carbohydrate metabolic process.
AUGCUCAGCAUUCAAGUGCCUUUCUUCUUUCCUGCGGCCAACGUCUUCCUCUUUGUCUUCACUGCUUCCACCGUAUUUCACCUGCAGCAGCGGCUGGCAAAGGUUCAGCCCUUGUGGGAGUUACAGUCACCAGCACCCACUUGGAUGAUCAAUACCACAGGCCACAUGGGGAACCCAAUAGGUCUGACCUCGAAGGAGUUAGAGACAUCAAGGCCAGCACCUAUGUGGACGAUCAAUGCCAUAGGCCGCCUGGGGAACCAGAUGGGCCAGUAUGCCACCCUGUAUGCCCUUGCCAAGAUGAAUGGGCGGCCUGCAUUCAUCCUGCCUGAGAUGCACAGGACGCUGGCCCCUAUCUUCAGAAUCACCCUCCCGGUGCUGCCUAGCACCAUGACCAUCAUCCACUGGCAGAACUACCACCUGAACGACUGGAUGGAGGAGCAGUACCGCCACAUCCGGGGUGACUACGUGCGCCUCACAGGCUACCCCUGCUCCUGGACCUUCUACCACCACCUGCGCCAUGAGAUCCUCCAGGAGUUCACCCUGCAUGACCAUGUGCGUGAGGAGGCCCAGACAUUUCUGCGGGGUCUGCAGGUGAAUGGGAGCCAGCCAGUCACCUUUGUGGGAGUCCAUGUGCGCCGGGGGGACUAUGUCCAUGUCAUGCCAAAUGUAUGGAAGGGUGUGGUGGCUGACCGGCAAUACCUGGAGCGGGCCCUGGCCUGGUUCCGGGCUCGUUACAGCUCUGCCAUCUUUGUGGUCACCAGCAAUGGCAUGGCCUGGUGUCGGGAAAACAUUGAUGCCUCCCGUGGAGAUGUGGUGUUUGCUGGAAAUGGCAUUGAGGGCUCACCCGCCAAGGAUUUUGCCCUGCUGACACAGUGCAACCACACCAUCAUGACCAUUGGGACAUUUGGGAUCUGGGCUGCCUACCUUGCUGGUGGAGAGACCAUCUACCUGGCUAAUUACACUCUCCCAGAUUCUCCCUUCCUCAAAGUCUUUAAGCCAAAGGCAGCCUUCCUUCCAGACUGGGUAGGAAUCCCUGCCGACUUGUCUCCCUUACUCAAGCACUAG